UCAACAAGUACUCUUGCACGAUGACAGCUCUAUCAUAUCUAAUAGGACUAUUGAGUCUCCUAAUAAGUUCUCACGGUAGCCAUGGAGGAGGAUUGUUGAAGGAAUCAAGAGAAAUUGGAAUAAAUGCAACAGCCUUGGCACCUGGUUAUACAUCCUGUCCACAGACAAUCGGAGCAAAUGGCAUUUAUCAAGUUGAAGUUCCUGGCCUUGGAGACUUCUCUGUCUAUUGUGAGGCCGAUAUUGCUGGUCCAGGAUGGAUUGUGGUAGCACGACGGACAAACGAUGAGAGAAAUUUCCAUUUGAAAUGGCAACAAUAUAAAAAAGGUUUUGGUAACCUAUCUGGUGAUUUCUUCAUUGGAUUGGAUAAACUCCAUGCCAUAACCGCAGCACAGAAUCACGAAUUAUAUAUACGUCUGGAGAACUUUAAUGGACAAAUUCGUUAUGCUCGCUAUGAUCAGUUUUAUAUUGAAAACGAAAACAUGCAAUAUCAACUGUCUAAAAUAAAUGGCUUUUCUGGAGACGCAGGAGACGCUAUGACAGUUCAUUUAGGAAUGAAGUUUACAACCUUCGACAGGGAUAAUGAUUUGUGGGUUGACGGUAACUGUGCGGCAAAAUAUAGUGGUGCUUGGUGGCAUAAAUAUUGCGUACAUUUCAACGCUUUUGGACUCUAUUUGGGUGGCGAUUAUAGCGAUGAAUUGUUUGGAUCGGGAAUGUUUUGGAAGUAUUUUGGCGGCUUUACUUAUUCUUUAAAAUCAAUUAUAAUGAUGAUCAGACCUACCGCUUAAGAAUUGAGAUACAUAUAUCUAAAAAUAUUUGUUAUUUGAAU
Messenger RNA from Drosophila willistoni, 826 nucleotides. Its product is annotated as angiopoietin-related protein 1. The transcript has 3 exons. NCBI's taxonomy places the organism in Eukaryota, Metazoa, Arthropoda, Insecta, Diptera, Drosophilidae. The record is from RefSeq and is a predicted model, not a curated record. The coding region runs from base 21 to 785 and encodes 254 amino acids.